AUGAAGUCAAAAAGGUUGGUAGAUGUACUGAAUGUGGUUAAAGCCUACUGGGAGGGACAUGCUCUUCCUAAGUCCAUUACACACACUAACCUGGUGUUGCUACCUAAGAAGAAUGCUGUAGAGACCUUCUCAGAUAUGAGGCCUACUAGCCUAAGAAACUUCAUUAAAAAGGUUAUUUCAUUGGUGAUUCAUGACAGGAUGGAUAAAGUUCUGCCAAAUCUGAUUUCUGCUAAUCAAUCAGGUUUUGUAAAGGGCGGGAACAUCAUUGAAAAUGUGUUGUUAGCUCAAGAGAUUGUAUCUAAUAUUAGAUUGAGAGGCAAACCAGCAAAUGUGGUCAUUAAGCUUUACAUGACCAAAGCCUAUGAUAGGUGUCAUGGUUGUUUUACUUCGUCUUUCCCUUAA
Molecule: messenger RNA, 402 nt
Organism: Lycium barbarum (goji berry)
Lineage: Eukaryota; Viridiplantae; Streptophyta; Magnoliopsida; Solanales; Solanaceae
Exons: 2
Coding region: 1-402 (133 amino acids)
Source: RefSeq, a predicted model, not a curated record